AUUUUGCUCCUCUAGGUUUAUAUCUUGUAACCUCAUACUGCGCUCGUCUUCACGAGAUCUCCCUCACUCAUUUUUCUGUGCUCUUUUUACAAGUUGUCAAACUGCGAUGUGGGAACUACUUUUGCUGCUGCUUUCAUGUCAUGUUGCAUCUCCAGUGACGCACUCCCUGAAGCAUGUCUACACUGCAUCCACCGAGGUCCCAAACUUCCCAGACUUUGUGGCAGUUAUGCUUGUUGAUGGAAUUCAAACAGAUCACUACUACAGCAACACCAAGAGAACAGUACCCACACAGGUCUGGAUGAACCAAGUCACAGCAGACGAUCCGGAGUAUUGGAAAAGACAAACUUUGUUCACCGAGGAACAAGAGCGGAGAUGCAGGAAGUAUAUGGAGAUAUUAAAGGGGCGCUUUAACCAGACCAGAGGACUCCAUGUAUUCCAGGUGUUGCAUGGCUGUGAAUGGGAUGAUGAGACUGGAGAUGUUAAUGGUUUUGAUUUAGUUAGUUAUGAAGGAGAAGACAUCUUACUAUUGGACAUGAAGGCACAGAGGUGGAUUGCUCUAAAACCUGAGCUUCUUAUAACCCAACAUAAGUGGAAUAAUGACAAAGGUUGGCUAGAAUUCAUGGAGCACCGUUUGAACCAGGAGUGCCCUGUGACGCUGAAGAACAGUUUGAAAUAUCAGAAGAGCUCUCUGCAGAAAACAGACCGUCCGUUGCUGUCUCUCCUCCAGAAGACUCCUUUGUCUCCAGUGACCUGCCAUGCCACAGGUUUCUACCCUGGCAAGGCUGUUAUAUUUUGGAGCAGGGAUGGAGAGGAUCUUCACGAGGACGUGGACCGCAGCGAGCUCCUUCAGAACCAUGACAACACCUUCCAGAUGAGCGUGGAUCUCGAUCUUUCGCAAGUCAAACCUGACGACUGGCCGCGGUACGAGUGUGUUUUUCAGCUCUCCGGUGUUGAGGAUGACAUCGUCAUCAAGCUGGACCCAGCAGUGAUCAAGACUAACUGGGUCAAGAAUCCCAGUGUCCCAACACUCCUCGUCACUUUGUCUGCAGUGGUCACACUGGCUAUCGUGUUCAUAGCGGCCACAGGGAUCCUAGUUUACAAAAAGAAAAAAGCCAAGAACCCUUCCAAUUCUCCUGACAACACUGAGCUCUCUGAGAACCUGAAUCCAGAGACCUGAUUCCACGCAGACCUCUUGAAGUAUUCCGGCACCGUGCCGGUUCACCGUUGUAACGCUGUAAGAGAAAAAAUGAAAAGUCAAUACACUUGGGAAUUUGUUGUGGAUGCGAUUUAUCAUGCUCCAACAUACAACUACGUUACUGGGAACGACAAUUAUGGUUGACACUCAGUCAUCAAUGACUGACCGUGUCUGCGAAAAAAAAAAUACAUGUGUUCACGUUCAUUGCUGAACACAAUCUAUCCUUCACAAUUUCUUUGUUUACAGUUUCUUUGUGUUAAAGUGCAAGCACUUUAGAGCCGAAUAACAUUUCAGGCUUAGGAUUUUUUUUUACUUCAUGCCCUGCAUAAAAUGCAUAGAGGUCGGGAUGAGCGAGAGAGGAGUCAUAGAUGAUAUUGAUGUUAAGAUGUUAAGUGUCUUAUGACUUAUGAGGUGAUAUCAUCAAAGUAAAAGUGUCAAAUGUAAAAAUGAUGACAUAUGACACAAACUAAAGGUUUAGUUAGGCCAUAGGAAUAAAAAAAAAACCUUGUUUUGUGCCUGACACUUACAAAAAACAGUUGCCGUUCAAGUUUAGAUUAUUAUUUCAAUAAAUUAGAAAUGAGAGAUUAAACAUUUCAUUUCUAAUUUCAGAUUUCUUAAAUUCUCACGAAUGAACACACACUAAUAUGCUAACACACGUGUAUACACAUUUGUAUUAGCCAAGGUAUAGUUGGAUACAAACACAAAUAGUAACUGUUUUGUGACCAAGCCACAAAAAUCUGUAUUAUUUUUCCAGUUAUGUAAAUAGUCUUCUCAUAUAUAUUUUACAAAACGAAGUUUGGUAAAAAUCUAACUUAAGCCAGGUAAAGUUAAUGUAUUUUACUUUUUGAUACUUGAAAAAAUUGACCUCAAGCUUCUGAAAAGUUAAAUUGAAAAAAUAUCUUCUCAUUUACAUUAAUGAAUGUUAAUUAAAUGGAUGACAGUGUCCAUAUAUCUGUAGAAAGCUAUUUAAACUAAACCAAGUAUAGCAGUUCUAUUGAAGGACACAAAAGUUCUUUACACAUGCUCCUCUUUGGAGGAGAUGGUUGAUGAUGGUUGUUUGAAUACUAAAUGGGGCGUCAUCACCCGCUCCUGUUCAGGAAUGUGCCUGAAAGACUUGAUGUUUGAUAAGCUUCAUGAUUUAUGUUUGUUGUUCUAAGACGAGUUUGACAUUUUCCUGUUUAACCUUUAUUGAUUUUAACGCUAUGUUUUCUAAAUUACAGCAUAUUUUAAUUAGUGUGUCCGUGGUCUUUAACAUUACUGUUUUUAUUGUUUUACGAGCUAGAAUAUCCUAUUCAUAACUUGACAUAUGGAUGUGAAUUUUAAAGAGGAAAACACCCUUGUGCUGACAAAUGAUAGGAUGACAUAAUAUAGAAAACAUGAAAACAAACAAAACAACAUGCAUCAUUUUGUCAGUCAGGGUUCCUCAGCCAUUGGCGAUCCUUAUACAUAUUUUAGGAUCCUAAAUUUUCAUCCGAUUACAGAGUUAUCAAGUUGUCAUUUGUAAUUGCAGUAGCUCACCACAAGAGACCUCUGGUAACUUCCCAAACCAGAGGUUACAUUGGUCUUUGAACUGAAAAUAUUUCAAUUUUGAAUUCAUGUUAUUUAUUUAUUUAUUUUUUUGGUUUUGGUUUCUUUUUUUUAUCUCACCAGCAUGAUCCUUUUUUUGUUUUAUUUGUGCAAAUACCCAAACUAAACAUUAUCUUGAUACCAAAAAGGAGUAAAUAAUAAAUAAAAAUCCUUCAUGAACUGUGUUUAAAGAAGAAAACAGUCUUACAUCUGUAUUCAUUUAGUUGUAUGUUGUUUGUUUCUAUUUGGAAAUGUAUACCAAGUAGCAGAUACUGAAAACUAAUAAAACUGUUCUUCAAGUGUCGGACAAGUUCUAUAUGCAGUUUAAUGUUUUGCUUUUCAAUAAAAGUCUCAUCAAGUCUUAUCAAUAAAAGGAAUAUUCAAAGUG
This is a messenger RNA of Seriola aureovittata, 3149 nucleotides long. Its product is annotated as class I histocompatibility antigen, F10 alpha chain-like. Bases 107 to 1177 code for a protein of 356 amino acids. Gene Ontology annotation, biological process: immune response. The transcript has 7 exons. NCBI's taxonomy places the organism in Eukaryota, Metazoa, Chordata, Actinopteri, Carangiformes, Carangidae. Gene Ontology annotation, cellular component: external side of plasma membrane. The record is from RefSeq and is a predicted model, not a curated record.